GGCCGCAAGAAAGCGGCGUAUCGCUGACCGUGUUCCGCUAUUUGUAGCCGCCCGUCCCUCCGCCGACCUGCUCUUGCUCUUCUCCUUUUGCCGAUCUGGUACAUCGAGGCCCCUCCGAUCGCGAGAGAGAGUAAGAGCCCUUGUCGCGGAGAUGUGCUAUCUUGCCUUCAACGGAUUUCCUUGCUUGUUGUCGGUCUACCGUUACAUGAAUUUUUCCAUCUAUAACUCGACGGGAAGUUAUUGAUUGUCCUUAAGUGAGGUUGGCUGUUUUUGUGGAGACAAGCCCUUUGAAGAGAAUUAGUCUGUGGUUAACAGACACUUCCUUGGGUAAAAAUGGAAGAUAUGAGCGUAAAGGUAUUGGAUAAAAAUGAAAGAAUUAUGCACAGUCUGAAGAGAAAGAGAGAACCUGAUUCAUAUUUCACUAGUGGCCAUGGCCUAGUAGCACAUUCGCAUAUCACAGACAGAUCCUCUCUAAGGGGCUGCAACAUGAUGAGUUGUAAAUCUAACUUCAGCUGCAGUUUUCAGAGCCAUAUUGUUAAUAAAUAUCGCAAUUUUUCAAAAAGUGGGUUGCCGGUCAGAGUGUUAUCUUUUGAGGAUGGUGAAUGGAGAGAUUUUCCUGAGAAUAUCAUCAGUUUGGUCCAGGAAGAUUUUCGUCUAAAGAAAGGAAUUACUGAAGCAGAUAUUCAGAAUCAGCAAUUUUUGUUAGACUUUAUGCACAUGAUUUACAUAGAUUUGAAAACAGGAUUACAGAAACCAAUUGCUUGGAUUGAUGUAGAUGGGAAAUGUUUCUUCCCAGAAGUGUGUCCUGAACAUUAUCAUUUUGGCAAAGGCAAACAAGUUCACAUGAUUUGUGAUCCAAAUGGUACACGUGAAGUUGAAGCCCAUUUGAAGAUUUCUGUUAGUGCUGCUGAAAGCUCAAGUUUACGACUCGAUGACGAGGCUAUGUUUAAUGUCAAGAGGAUCAAGAGUGAAGAAAAUUCUGCCUGUGCUGAAGACAAUGAAACUGUUGGAGAAAAUGAUCCGUGUUCAUUUCUCCCUCCAAAUGUCUCUGCUUCAGGAAGUUGGCAGGAAAAGGUUAGGCCGGCUGAUGACCAGCGAAUCAGUGCUGUGCAGCAUUUGUUACUUCACAGUUUGGGCAAAGUUAUUGAUGCAAAGGACAUUUUUGGAAUCUGCAAAACUCCAGUGGAAAAUGACUUAGGUUUGAAUCGACUUGGCUUUUUUCAAGAGCAGGUUGUGGUCACCCAAAAACUCCGUGGCAAUGCAAAUGUCCGUUAUGCAUGGCUUGCUUCCUCCAAAGGUGCUGUCGAAGAGAUGAUGUUGAAAGGGGUUUUGAAGAUACCUGAACAGAAGCCUCUGUUUGGCAAUGGCAUUCAUCUUGCACCAGCAAAUUGUUCAAAUGUCUGUGCUCGCUAUUCUAAUGUUGACGACAAUGGUUUUAUCCAUAUGAUGCUGUGCCGCGUUAUUAUGGGAAACAUGGAGCUAAUUCCCAUGGGAUCUAACCAGCAUCAGGCCAGCCAUGAGAACUUUGACAGUGGGGUCGAUGAUCUUCAGAAUCCAAAGCAUUAUAUAAUAUGGGAUUUGAAUAUGUAUACUCAUAUCUAUGCAGAAUUUAUUGUGACUAUAAAUUUGCCUACCAAUGCCAAAGAAUGUUUGGCUAGCGAUGGUGGUAUGUCUUAUGUGUCUGCUUUAACAAAUUCUAAUUCACCUUGCAGCUUAUAUCAGGAUAAGAGCCACCCAUCUCCAGUUGUUGCAAAUCAGCUUCGAGGUUUAUCGUCAGGUCGAGCUCCAAGAACUCCAACCUCUCCAUGGAUGCCCUUUUCAAUGUUGUUUGCUGCAAUUUCAACUAAAGUGCCUCCUCAAGACAUGGACUUGGUUAACACUCAUUAUGAAGAUUUUAAGAAGAGGAAGAUAAGCAGGAUUGAUUUGGUUAAAAAGUUAAGACAGAUUAUUGGUGAUAAAUUAUUGGGUUCUACAAUAAUGAGGCUACAACACAUGUUACCACCUAUGGCCAGACAUCAAGCUCCAAAAUCCUAGCCCACAGACCUGUAAAACAAGUCUUGACGUGGUGAUGCGCCUCUGCUCAGAGCAAAUUGGCAGGAGCUGGAACAGAGUCAGUCAGGCGUUGGGAGUCGGAUGCCUCCAGGUUUGAGUUGGUUUACUGGUCAUUAUCCUAAUGGCGUCAAUACAAGUUAAUUAGGCAGAUGAUACAGGGAAUUAUAUUUUAUAUUUCAUGCUCUGUAGGAACAUGACAGUCCUCUGCUUUGUUGUAGGCGUUGACUCUCGGGGAUGUUAUUAUAUUCUUUGUCUUGCAUGUUAUCGAAUAUAUUAUUAUUUGCUGUCCA
Musa acuminata subsp. malaccensis (wild Malaysian banana) is the source of this 2342-nucleotide messenger RNA. RefSeq names its product inactive poly [ADP-ribose] polymerase RCD1. Gene Ontology annotation, molecular function: NAD+ poly-ADP-ribosyltransferase activity. NCBI's taxonomy places the organism in Eukaryota, Viridiplantae, Streptophyta, Magnoliopsida, Zingiberales, Musaceae. The record is from RefSeq and is a predicted model, not a curated record.